UCACACCUCAUACAUACGCGCGUAUGUUUGAGCAUCAGACGCGCAGGACGUGAAUCAGGGAUUGAGAGAGAGAGAGAAACCGCCCGUGCGUUUAACGCGCGUCUCCGUCGCGUCAAUCAUCACGCGACGCGCGUCGGAUCACCGGCGGCUGGGAACUCCAAGCGCAAACUCUCCCGUUAGUUUCAACCGGGAGCCGCGGGUUCAGCAGCAGCAGCAGGAGGAAGAUGAUGUCCGCGGAAGAGGUUCUGGUCCCGGAUGACCGAGCCUUCAGCCGGUUCAGAGGCGAGUGUCAGUCCGAGCAGGGCUGGAGUCUCACCUACAGCAGAACCAGCAUCUGCGUGUGGAUCCAGGUGCUGCAGGAGGAGAAGAGCCUGCACAGGAUCAAGUGUCGGAUGCUGUGUAAGGAUAUCCCAGCUGAGACCAUGUAUGACGUGCUCCAUGACAUCGAGUAUCGGCGGAAAUGGGACGCAAAUGUCAUCGAGACGUUUGACAUCGGCAAACUGACGGUCAACGCAGAUGUGGGCUAUUACUCCUGGAAGUGUCCUAAACCGCUGAAGAACCGUGAUGUCAUUACCCUGCGCUCCUGGCUGCCGAUGGGCAACGAUUACAUCAUCAUGAACUACUCCGUCAAACACGCUAAAUAUCCUCCUAAGAAGGAUCUGGUGCGAGCUGUUUCCAUCCAGACGGGAUACCUGAUCCAACACACCGGCCCCAUCAGCUGCACCUUAACAUACCUGGCACAGGUGGACCCGAGAGGUUCUCUUCCCAAGUGGGUUGUUAACAAGUCUUCCCAGUUCCUGGCGCCUAAAUGUGCACACUAUGAAGGGAACACCUGCAUGUCCUACUACAAGAUGUGCAGCGUGUCCCAUAAUGCAAUGCGGUUGCCUUGA
Messenger RNA from Sinocyclocheilus anshuiensis, 890 nucleotides. Its product is annotated as PCTP-like protein. The transcript has 6 exons. Gene Ontology annotation, molecular function: lipid binding. Lineage: Eukaryota; Metazoa; Chordata; Actinopteri; Cypriniformes; Cyprinidae. The record is from RefSeq and is a predicted model, not a curated record. Bases 225 to 890 code for a protein of 221 amino acids.